Vicia villosa (hairy vetch) is the source of this 2105-nucleotide messenger RNA. RefSeq lists its product as uncharacterized. Lineage: Eukaryota; Viridiplantae; Streptophyta; Magnoliopsida; Fabales; Fabaceae. The coding region runs from base 199 to 1803 and encodes 534 amino acids. The transcript has 4 exons. The record is from RefSeq and is a predicted model, not a curated record.
AUCUUUGUCUCACCAAAGUGUUUCAUUUUUGUCACGCUUAAGUAAAGUAAUUUAAUGGUCACUUAGCUUUCAAGCCAAGGAGAAUUCGAUGAUUACUUGCUUGCCAUGCAAACUUUUACAUCUUCUCUGUAAAGCUCAAAUUUCUCAUGUUCUUGCCUUUUAAUUUUUAUCAUCAAGUUUUUGGAUCAAUUUCAAGAAAUGGCAUCUCUCAUACCUGGAGUUUUGCUAAAGCUUCUCCAAACAAUGAACUCAAACGUGAAAGUUCGCGGCGAACACCGAUCAGUCCUUCUGCAAGUAAUCAGCAUUGUGCCUGCAUUAUCUGGUUCUGAAUUAUGGCCUAACCAUGGUUUCUUCAUAAAAGUCUCAGAUUCUUCUCAUUCAACCUAUGUCUCACUCUCAAAACAAGACAAUGAGCUUAUUCUGAAUAACAAGUUGCAGCUUGGACAAUAUUUCUACGUGGAUCGGAUUGAGUCCGGUACACCGGUCCCAGUUCUUGUCGCGGUUAGGCCUAUUCCUGGUAGACACCCUUUUGAAGGUAAUCCUAAGGAUUUAAUGCAAAUGUUGGAGUCGUCAGAAGGAUGUAUAGUGCGUCCUGAUAACAAUGGAGUUAACAAUUCGAAGUCCGCGGAUAUAAUAGAAGCCAAAGAGAAUACAAGUUCAAGACAGAAGAUUGUUAUUAAAGAAGAAAAAGUUGGUGUUGCGUCAAGGUACAUGAAGGGUGUUCUAAAUCCAAAUACGAAAGUGAAUGUGGCAGAUACUAAUGUAGGAAGCAAAGGAAAUGAUUCGGAAAAUGGCGUAGAUGGUAAGAAAUCGGGAUCUAUAAAAGGAAAGCAACAAGAGAUUCAAGGUCAGGUACUCGCAACGACCUCAACUCGUACUCGAUUUGAAGUACUUUCAACGAAACAAGACACUGGUCAAUCAAACAUUCAGGAAACAAUCGUGGAACAUUCUAAAAGCAGUUCUAUCAAGCGCGGUUCUACUAAACAGGAAAAUUUGAACUCGAACUUUUUGUCCAAUACUCAAGAUAAAAGCAAUUACACGGAAGCGAUUUCUUGGUCCACUUUGCCAGCCAAACUUUUAAGGCCUGGAAAGGGUGUUCUUAGAAUGAAACAGCUAGCUUCUCAAGUUUUAAUAGAAGCUCAAAAAGAAGCAUCUGAAGCAGCAAAGAUAGUUAAGUGCUUAAGUAUGUUUGCAAAUAUAUGCUCUUCUGCCGCAUCAGAGAACCCGCACGUCACACUGGACAAGUUUUUCGCACUUCAACAGCUCAUGGACAAGCCAAACGGUACAACUCAGUCGAAAGCCAAAUCGCUUCAAUCAAAUAGCAUUCAAUCUCCUACAGAAAAACAUAAACAUAGCAAAAAAUCAGGUUUAGUGCCUGCUAAAAACACGUCGAAGUCUCCAAAACCCGUAAAGGAAUUAUCAGUAACCGAAAAACAAGAAUGGGCGAAAGAGAAUGGUAUGAAACAGAUCAAUGAGCUCAAAGAUGUCUUUUUGAAUGAAACAAGAUCAUGGUUCAUUAAGUACUUGGAAAAGACAUUGGAUGCAGGAUUUUCAAGGGUCUUCGAAGAGAAGGGCAAGGAAAGUAAGGCUAUUGGAGGAAGAGAAACGGCGCACGCCAACCACAUUGCGGUGACAUUGUCCCACCUUAAGCAUGCAAAUGAGUGGCUAGAAAAACUGAGAAGCAGUUUGAACUCGGAAAGCGAAGGACUGGUGGAGACUAUUGACAGAUUGAAGCAAAAAAUUUAUUCUUCCUUACUUGUACAUGUUGAUUCUGCAGCAUUUGCAUUGGAAAACCGAGGUUGAUUCUUGGACAAGAAACUGUUAUAAAAAAAACUAACUGUCAUGCUAUUUAUAAGUUAAAUUAUAUGUGCAAAAUGAUAUGUGUGUGAUGUUAUUUAUUUAUUUAUACAUAAAAAUAAAUAAGGGGACCUCUCCGACUCGAGCGAUAAGUCUCUACAGUUGUGCGCUAAAGAUAUGUGGUUUCUACCGAAAAAUAAAUAAGGGGAGGGAGGUUUUUAAGUAAAAUUACAUUUCCCAUAAAAAAUCAGGUGUGAAUGUAUGUAAAACUGACAUUUCAAAUUGAAUGUGUGUCAACGCAUGAUAUC